Molecule: messenger RNA, 291 nt
Organism: Rhinocladiella mackenziei CBS 650.93
Lineage: Eukaryota; Fungi; Ascomycota; Eurotiomycetes; Chaetothyriales; Herpotrichiellaceae
Product: mitochondrial import inner membrane translocase subunit tim10
Exons: 2
Coding region: 1-291 (96 amino acids)
Biological process (GO): protein insertion into mitochondrial inner membrane
Cellular component (GO): mitochondrial inner membrane
Source: RefSeq, a predicted model, not a curated record
AUGUCAUUCCUUUUUGGAGGCGGGCGGCCUCAGCCAACAUCCGCAGAGAAGAUUGCUGCAGCAGAGACAGAAGUGGAAAUGGUCUCAGACAUGUUUAGCAGAUUAACACAAUCAUGUCUCAAGAAAUGCAUACCCGCCGAUUACCGCGAAAGUGACCUGAACAAGGGUGAGAGUGUCUGUCUUGAUCGAUGCGUGGCCAAAUUUUUCGAAGUCAAUAUCAAAGUUUCAGAAAAGAUGCAGGGAGAGGCGGCUGGAAGACAAACAGGAGGUGGUGGCAUGUUCGGAAUGUAA